GCUUGAAAGUGAAGGUGGGUGAGGAAGGGUGGGGCUGGGCUUCCUGGGGACCUUGAUGCUCUCGCCGCCCCCCAUCCCGAAGGGGGCAAGGGGUGGUGGGGGUGGUAGAAUUGGGGUUAUGUAUUCUGAUUCCCCCCCACCCCAAGAAGGGGUUGCAGCUGGAGGUUGAUGUGGGAAGGGGAAGAAAAGGUUAGGUUAUGGGGAGGGGUUUGAUUUAGACUCCGAUCCCCCCACCUCAUUCUAGGAGGAGAAAUUGGGGGCACACACAGGAAGUGGGUAGUAGUGGGAGACUAUAGAGUUUAACUUAGGGGGUGUGUGGAAAGGGAUUGGGGUGCAUUGAGGGGUUUGGGGAGAGAGGUUAAUUUAAAUCUCAGCUUGCUGUCCUGAAUUACAGAGUGAGCUCCAGUGCGCCCCCCCCGCCCCCAGGAAGGUGAACGUGGCAGUGGACCUGGGGUGGGGGGACAGGGUUACCUUAUGUUGAGGGAGUUUAAAAGGGGUGUGUGGGAGUGGGGGCUGCGUUUAGGCAGGGGGGCACCAUAAUGCACUCACACACACUCUAGGGUGGUGUUAGGGGCGCCCCAAAGAAGAGGAGAUGGCAAACUGUUGGUUCUCUGUGUGGGGAGUUUUUAGAUACAUUGAGGAAAUGUGAGAGCGCCUUAAUUUGCAGGAGGACUCACCUCCCCCCCCCCGCCCAAAUACAUUUCUAGUGAUCCAGGAAGGGUUUCUGGAGACAUGCCUCUGGGCAUGGGCAGAGUGCCUCCAUGCACUCUCACCUUUGCAGCUGGUCCCUCCCUACACAGAUUUUCAGGCUAAGGAACAGGAUUGGAGAUGAUGAACAAGGUUAUGAUCUAGACUUGUUCUGCAUACCAAAACAUUAUGCAGAAGAUUUGGAAAAAGUCUACAUUCCUCAUGGACUCAUUAUGGACAGGACAGAGAGACUGGCACGAGAAAUCAUGAAGGCCAUGGGAGGGCAUCAUAUUGUUGCUCUCUGUGUCCUGAAGGGAGGCUACAAGUUCUUUGCUGACCUGCUGGAUUACAUCAAAGCCCUGAACCGGAACAGCGACAAGUCUAUCCCUAUGACAGUUGACUUCAUCAGGUUGAAGAGCUAUUGUAAUGACCAGUCAACUGGUGAUAUAAAAGUAAUUGGUGGGGAUGACCUCUCGACCUUGACUGGGAAGAAUGUCUUGAUUGUAGAAGAUAUAAUUGACACUGGUAAGACAAUGAAGACUCUCUUGUCUUUGCUCAAGCAGUACAACCCAAAGAUGGUAAAGGUAGCCAGCUUGUUGGUCAAAAGAACACCUCGAAGUGUAGGAUACCGGCCUGACUUUGUUGGGUUUGAAGUGCCAGACAAGUUUGUCGUGGGCUAUGCUCUAGAUUAUAAUGAAUACUUCAGAGAUUUGAAUCAUAUUUGUGUGAUAAGCGAGACUGGGAAACAGAAAUACAAGGCGUGACGCCGCCAGCUGAAACGCCAUGGCCGCUGGACUUCGAAGCAGGCAUCCCCAGUGUCCAUCUUUCCACUGCCUUCAGCUCCGGUCACCAGCUUAAAAUUGUGGAAUGUUCCAACCUUGUCAUUUUGCUUGCUAUAACUCAGGGGUUCUCAAACCCGGGUCCCCAGAGGAUGCUAGACUACAGCUCCCAUCAUCCCCAGCCACUAUGGCCACAAAGCUUGUGGAAGCUGAAGUCCAUCCCCAUCUGGGGACCCGGGUUUGAGAACCCCUGUUAUAACUUAUUGCAUGUACAGUGUGAGAACUUCGUCUUGUUCAUUUACAUUUGAGGAAUGUCACGCGGUGCAGUUCUGCACUCUCCUCUUUCCUUUUCUUUUUCAAUUUGCACUAUGAAUCUACCUGUUCUAGCCCCUCCCCAUCUGCCCCCCAACUUCCUAAUGGGAGUUUGCUGUGUGUUGACCCAAGUUUAACUCUUCAGGUCAUUCUCUCCCCCCCCCCACUUUUUUGCACCUCAUCAGCCCAGAACUGAAAUAGUUAUAUAAGUACUGUAAAUGUAUAAGGCAUUUUAAGAUGGGAAAUCUAUAUUAGUAAUAUUUUUUUAAGAAAAUCUGUAAUUUAAGUUUUAUAUUGUAAUGAAUGCAGAAAUUGGGAUGAUUUUUAGAUAGCUGCUUUUUUGGGGAGGGGGGUGAGGGUGCCGUGCUGUACAGAAGAGGCACACCGGGGGCGGCUGCUUGACGGCUCCUCUGCCCCUGAAGGAGUACGGACAGUGUUCUGCUGACUGCUUUUUCUGGAGUUGCCUUACUUGCCUCUUACGGGAGUCCCGGAGGGAGGAGCGGGGGGAGAGCCAUUUUGGCCCAAAAAGAGAGCAAGACACACUAGAAUGUUCAAGCAGCUCCUGAGCUCUUGACCUCCCCUGUUGGAUGAACAGCGCAGUCCCCCGGGAACUUCUCACACCCAGUCCCCAUAGGGGAAAACGGGGAUCCAUUUCCCUGAGACUUGCACACAAGAAGUUCCAGGGGGGGUUGUGCCUUGAUGCUCCUUCCCUUUCCCCGUCAUCUAACAGGAUUGCCUUUUCGGAUCUCUCCGUCUCGACUGUAUUUUACAUCUAUGAUAAAUGAUUGUAACAUUGACGGGGAAAUGCCCGCACUUCACAACGCAGGCUGUCUCUCCAAAGGUAGCACCUUGACAGCUGCGUUGUCCUCUUCCAUCCGCUUCAGCAUCUGUGGCGCCUGCUUUUUCAUCACUGGCCACCCCUCUGCCUAGCCGUGGAAGAGAGCCCUUUGGGCCAGGGCAGCCCUGCUGUUAUGGAAGAGCUGAGCUCUUGUGUCUUACCCACGCAGUUCCUGGGAAGAGGUAUAUGCAAUUGGGCCUCCAGCCAUUCGAGAUUUCGGCAGGUUGAAAAACACUGUAUGUUCUGCUCUGGCAAAGUAAAUAGCACAGAUGAAUUGUUCAUUAAACACCCAUGUGUGGAAAAGCA
Messenger RNA from Hemicordylus capensis (graceful crag lizard), 2922 nucleotides. It is a transcript of the gene HPRT1, whose product is annotated as hypoxanthine phosphoribosyltransferase 1. The record is from RefSeq and is a predicted model, not a curated record. Bases 762 to 1451 code for a protein of 229 amino acids. Lineage: Eukaryota; Metazoa; Chordata; Lepidosauria; Squamata; Cordylidae. Gene Ontology annotation, biological process: guanine salvage; IMP salvage; purine ribonucleoside salvage. The transcript has 9 exons. Gene Ontology annotation, molecular function: magnesium ion binding; hypoxanthine phosphoribosyltransferase activity.